This is a messenger RNA of Esox lucius (northern pike), 1396 nucleotides long. Its product is annotated as gap junction Cx32.2 protein. The record is from RefSeq and is a predicted model, not a curated record. Gene Ontology annotation, cellular component: connexin complex. Gene Ontology annotation, biological process: cell communication. NCBI's taxonomy places the organism in Eukaryota, Metazoa, Chordata, Actinopteri, Esociformes, Esocidae. The transcript has 2 exons. The coding region runs from base 131 to 985 and encodes 284 amino acids.
GUGAACCUGCAGGUGCUUUACGCAAUCUUCACUGCAGGCCCCAAAUACUCAAGGUUCAACUCAUGUUAACGAUCAGUUGGUCAAAGUCUUCAUAGAGCCAGGACCAGAAAGCUGUUGAACGUCAGCAAAAAUGGGCGACUGGGGUUUUCUUUCCACAUUAUUGGACCAGGUGCAGACACACUCGACAGUCCUCGGGAAGAUAUGGAUGAGUGUCUUGUUCCUGUUCCGAAUCAUGGUUUUGGGCGCUGGAGCAGAGAGUGUGUGGGGUGACGAACAGUCUGGUUUUGUUUGCAAUACGCUACAACCUGGUUGUGAAAACGUGUGCUAUGACUGGACCUUCCCCAUCUCACACAUCCGCUUCUGGGUCAUGCAGAUCAUUUUUGUCUCCACACCAACUCUUUUAUACCUGGGGCAUGCCAUGCAUAUCAUACACCGGGAGAACAAACUGAGAGCCAUGCUGCAGAACCAAGUUGACAGCAGCACAUUGAAGAAGCCCAAAUACACAAACGAAGCAGGGAAGAUCAAAAUCAAGGGGAAUUUACUGGGCAGUUACAUGACUCAGUUGUUUUUUAAGAUUAUUCUAGAGCUUGCUUUCAUUGUGGGCCAAUACUACCUGUAUGGAUUUGUCAUGGUCCCCAUGUUCCCUUGUUCUCAAUCUCCCUGCCCUUUCACGGUAGAAUGCUACAUGUCCCGUCCCACAGAGAAGACCAUUUUCAUAAUCUUCAUGCUGGUCGUAGCCUGUGUGUCUCUUGCUUUAAAUGUGAUUGAGGUGCUCUAUCUGUUUUGUACAAGAGUCCGAUGUGGUGGUCCCAAAGGGCGCAGUUAUCAGAUCGCCUCAGUGCCUCCUGGCUGGUCUGCUCAUGUGGAUACUGAGAUGGAUGCCCUGAGACAGAACAAGAUGAACGUGGAGUUUGAGAGUGGCCAGAGUAUAGGGGGCAGUCUGGAUGGAGCCAAGGAAGGGAAAAAGCUGCUAGGUGACCAUUAGAACACGUUAAUGUUAUUUUGCCUUGAAUGUAUUUUAAUCUCUUGUAAUAUUGUCUGCCUGAAUGAAUGUUUUUUCAUAUUUAGAUUUAGACCGUGUAUUUUCUCUAUUUAUGUUCAAUGUGUGCUGUUCAAUUGUGGAUUACUAUAAAAUGAAUAUAUUUGUACUGAUAUAUUACACUGACUCUAAAUUAUGAUAAAUACUGACAUUAGAAAUCUAUUUCUUAAUAUCACCAUGGUAUGUCAAAAACACAUCUCAAGUUUUUACAUCUUCCUGUGGGGUUUUGAAAUUAUAUUUAGUGAUUUAUUAAUGUAUUCCAUUAAUAUAUUUUAUCCAUCAAUAUGUGUGUAUGUACACAAAUCUGCAAGGGUCCAUUGUAUAUUUUAAAAGAAUAAAUCAAAUAUAUUGUGUAAA